This is a messenger RNA of Schizophyllum commune H4-8, 3830 nucleotides long. RefSeq lists its product as uncharacterized. Gene Ontology annotation, cellular component: piccolo histone acetyltransferase complex. NCBI's taxonomy places the organism in Eukaryota, Fungi, Basidiomycota, Agaricomycetes, Agaricales, Schizophyllaceae. The transcript is spliced from 5 exons. Gene Ontology annotation, biological process: regulation of transcription by RNA polymerase II. Bases 71 to 3571 code for a protein of 1166 amino acids. The record is from RefSeq and is a predicted model, not a curated record.
AUCCGAGCCAGGGAGCCGUCGCUGCACGCCGCGCUCAGCGCCCACCCGCCGACAUUCCCGCCACCGUACCAUGCCUCGCCAGCAUCCACAGAAUGCGAAUCUUCGAAAGACACACCGAGUUACGAACAAGACCCGCCUGAAGAUCGACCGCGAUGAGGUCGAUCCCGAUUUCUUCAUCCCGGACGAAGAGGAGGAGAAAAAUCGGCUUGCCCAGCAGACCGCCGGCGUCGACGCUGAAGACUCGAGGGAGCACCACCUACAAGCCGUCCUCAAUGCCGCCAGCUCUCGUGCCACUGGCCGCGGUCGCACAACUACCGCCCAGGUCUUCAUUCCCAUUCCCGACAACACUGGCCUCGUCAGCAACUACGAGGAGCUCUACCCACCUAACAAGUGGAAGGACCCCAUCACCAAGCUUGCCACCUCCACCACCGUCGAAGAGGCCAUUAAUGACUCCAUUGUUGACGGCUUCACCUACUACCUUGACGAGCGCGACAAGGAAUGGCUCGACCGUAACAACGAGGAGGCGCGCGGCGAGGGGACGAGUGCCCAGGGCGCCAUCUCUAGCCGCAAUGCCCCUCGCAGCGCGAAGGGGAAGGGCAAGGAGCCCGAUCACCCGCAGCCAGUCCUCAUCAACGAGGAUGAGUUCGAGCUUGUCAUGGGCGUCUUCGAGAAGGCCACCCACGACAAGACGCCGUACCUUCACCUCGGCGGCGUGCCCUUCCCUCCCUUCUCUGACUACGUCGAUGUAUUCUCCAACCCCCUACCUCCUUCUUAUUUCGAGUCGUACCAAGUUCCUAAAUGGAUCCCCUCUCCACCUAAUCUACUCAAGAUGGCCCGUGCCGUCUAUCCUCACUGGAGGCAACGCCGCGAGGAGCGCGGCGGCCACCGCAUUAUACCCGUUUUGAACUACGACGAGUCCGACACAGCGAACGAGUCGUAUGUCUGCUUCCGCAGGCGCGAGCUCAAGACAGUCCGCAAGACGCGCGGCGCCCAGGCUUCGCCCUCCGAGAAGCUCUCCCGCCUCAAGCAGGACUUCUCCCACCCUCUUCAGCUCGCGCGCCUCGUCCUGCAGCGCGAGCAGCACAAGCGCGACCAGGCCAGGGUUGCGCAGAACCUGUUCGCCCAGCGCGUGCAACUUAUCGACCUCAAGCGCAAGUUCUCCGCGCUCAACGAGGACGACAGCGCGUACCUGGUUGACCGCGAGCCGCCCGCGAAGCAGCGCAACACUGGGGAUGUGCAGAUCAUGCGCCAACCUCUCAAGAUGCGCUCGGUGCAGGACCCUGGUCAACCCACAGUCCGCCGUCCCGAGCUGCCGCCUGCGCCCAAGCCGCGCGAUCGAUUCGAGGGCAUCUUCGACAGCAUUGAGAAGGAGCUUACUCGUCAGCAUGAUCGCGACAAGCUCUGGGACGACCAUAUCGACAAUCCUUAUCAGCCACCUGUACCUACUCUUCCGCAGUCGGCGUGGAAGUACGUACCGACAGCCGAGCAAGAUCAGGCCACGCGCAACCCUCGCGCGUUGCGCAUGCGUACCAGCCGCGGUGGACGUGCAAUGCUCGAUAGGCGCACUGAGCCGAGGAAGAUCGACCUCAAGGCAUGUCGGUCCAGUCUGUUCGCGCCUCCGUCGGACGAUGAAUCGGACAAGACCGACCCCGAGGACGUGUCGAUGGACGAGGAGAUCCGCGCGUUGGAGGAACGCUGGCGCUACGACGAGGACGAUGGACCUGUCGUCGGCGCAAUGGGAUUGGCCGAGCAAGACCGCGUGCUUGUCGACGACUACGAUCCCAAGUACCUGAAGACGACGAUGUCGUUGCUGGGUGCGGACUCGGACGUCAACAGCCUCGCUCCUGAGCAGUGCUGGCACUACACCGACCCGCUUGGGCGAGCUCAGGCGCGGCACCAUUUGCGUCUCAUCCUGCCCAUGAUGCGCACGCAGAUGCGUCCGCCGCCGAGGCCGGGCAUGAUUUCGCAGACGGCGCAGCAGCAGGCGGCAGCGGCGGCGGCGCAGGCGCAGGUCAACAUCUCUCAGGUCGCCCAGCAGGCGCCGCCCAUCGCGAUCUCGACGCCGCAGCGGAUCCAGCCCGCUCAGACCCAGCAUAUGCGCAUCUCUGCUGGUCGUACGCCGUCGCAGACCUCGCCUCCGACGUCCGCGCACUCGGCCACGCCUUUGAGUGCCCAGCAGGGGUCGCCGAUCGCUCCGCAGCCGACGCAUCUGCCGAACCUGGCGCCUGCACCGUCGCAGCCGGGUACGCCGCGGAGCGCCUCUGCUGUGAGCCAUGCGUCGCCGCCUAUUCCUUCAGCGUCUGCACCGUUGCCAUCUGCCAUGCCUCAGUCCGCGGCUGCUUCUCAAGUCGGCGCCACGAUUCCCAUAGCUCGCUCUGCGCCGCAAGGCAUCCCCGCUUCUGCCCAGUCCGCUCCAGCUCAACCACACGCGGCUCAGCCGCAUGCGAGCCCUGUGCAGCAUCAUGUACAGCACCAGCAGCAGCAGCAGCAGCAUCAGCCCCAGCUCCAAGCUCAGCACCACCAGACUCAGCAAGCGAGCGGGAGCGCACAACCGCAUGGAACCCCGCUUCAGCUGAACCACGCCAUGAUGAAUGGUCAGGCGGAUGGCGCUCAUGCGCAGAUGGGCGCUGCAACUGGAGGUCAGCAAGCACAGAUGAGUGUGCAGAUGAAUGGCGGGCAGGCGCAGGCGAAUGGUCACGGCGGUUACACGCAGAACAACGUGCCGUAUUCGACCAUGCAGCAGAUGAUGCACAACAACCUAACGGGGCAGGGGCUUACGCCUCAGCAGGCGCAGCACUUCAAGACGGUCUUCGCCCGUCAGGGCCACCUGCAGCACAUGCAGCAGCAACAGCAACAGCAGCAGCAGCAACAGGUGAAUGGGCAUCAGGCGAACGGACACCAAAUGCAGCAGGUGCAGAUGCAGCAGGCCAAUGGACACCAGAUGCACCAGCACCAGCAGCAACAAGCGCAGGCGGUGCACCACCCGCAACAGCAGUACCAGAUUAUCAGCACACACAACGGCCAGCAGUUCGUUAACGGCGCGCACCAGGCGCACGCGGGCCAGCACCAGCAGCAGCUCCCCGCGCCUGGCACCCACCAGCUACCUGCGUCGUACAUGCACCUCGCGCCGCAGGGUACGUCCUUCAGCAACGCGAUCCCGCUGCAGAAUGGCAGCAUGUCCCUCAAGCUGCCUUCCAACCGCCAGACCCAGUGGGUGCACCAGCGACCCGGCUCCGCGAUGAACGACCCGUCCGCGGCGCGCCCGUCCAUGUCGCCACCGAACCCGUCGUUAGUAUCCCAGGGAUACGUGCACAACGUGAACCUGAACCACCCGCCGCAACACGGGCCCAUGCUGCCGCCCACGCAGCCGUCGUCGGGCAUGGCGAUGCGCAGCCAGCAGGGGCUGGUGAACGGUCUUAUCCCGUCUCCGCCGAAGCAGCACGCCACGCCGUCGCCGAUCCCGAGCAUCGCGCAGGCGCUCACGCCGCCGCGGCCGAUGUCGAACCCGGGCAUGGUCAUGCUGUCGCCGGCGCAGAUGGGUGUCGUUGGGAGCCAGCAGGGAGGGUAUUGAGCAACGAAGGGGCCACUGAGCAGCGGGUUGUAGAGGUGUCUGAGGGAUAUUCUGUAAUUAUGCGAACUUCGAUUUUCUUCGCGAACGUUUACGCUUGUGGCUCGUAGCCAUCUUCGCUACCUUUCACUGUUAUUCGAGCGGGGUUAUAAGGACCUCUGCUCUUUGCGUACUCAUAUAUUCAAGUGUAUAAUAGAACGAAUCGGAUAUACCAUCUCUUGUGGAAUUUGACUGACGAGUGUACAAAUGGAAGACGAGGUCA